Carassius gibelio (silver crucian carp) is the source of this 4476-nucleotide messenger RNA. Its product is annotated as phosphatidylinositol-3-phosphatase SAC1-A. The transcript has 17 exons. The coding region runs from base 1032 to 2477 and encodes 481 amino acids. Gene Ontology annotation, cellular component: endoplasmic reticulum. Lineage: Eukaryota; Metazoa; Chordata; Actinopteri; Cypriniformes; Cyprinidae. Gene Ontology annotation, biological process: phosphatidylinositol dephosphorylation. The record is from RefSeq and is a predicted model, not a curated record. Gene Ontology annotation, molecular function: phosphatidylinositol-4-phosphate phosphatase activity.
CAGUUUAAUGCUGAUGUAUGUGACACCUCGAGUAGAAAGAGGGCUAUAAAUGUCAUUCGUUGUUUGAUCAGUUGCCCAAUGUGUCUCUAUAUCAUAACCAAAGGUUUCCUGCUCUGAACUUUUAGGACUUUUUUCCUUUUACAGAAGCCUCUACAUUUCUUAGAAGUGCUGUAAGAACAAUGCAACAGAUUCACCCCCGGCUUGUGAAAUUGGGUGUACUCAUACAGUACAUUUUUCAUUUGAGCCCACGCUCCGAGCGCAGCGAUAUCUCAUUACAGUGUUGUAAACUUGCUGCAUUAUUUAGCAAGGAUAAGACUUCGGCUGAAAUGGCGUUGGAUGCAGCCUGAGUAGAGCAGUACUGGACACGUGAAGUGUUUUCGUGCUGGAGCUGAAACAAGUGCACGGGAGGCUUGACUGCAACCAACUAGAUCAUUAAAGUACUCCCGACAUCUCUGCUCUUAUCCGAAGGUUCAGUGUAAGCGUAUGAGGUCUGCAGUGGAUGCUUCUUGCUACACUAGCUUGGUUCCUUCCAAAAAUGAAUAACAAAAUGCAGGUGCACUUUGCAUUCUCAGCCAUGUCAAAACUAUUUUUCUGGCCUGGUUGAAAGUGCCAAGCGUUUACUAAUCUGCUUUCCAACCUGUUCUUUUGAGAAGGUGAUAAUUCCUUGCAUGAAAUGUCUGUGUAAUGUUGAAUAUUGUGAAAUUUUCAUAAUGAAGUGCAUGAAAAUAUAAGCUCUUUGAGAUGAGCGAACUGCACUCUGCACAGAUGACACAAUCAAAGCAGUCUCGCAUCCUCACUAAAGGUUAUAAUUUGCAUUUCUUUUUAAGUGUUGCCAGUAUUUAAACCAUUCAGCACUCGCACGCUCUCCUAGAGUGAACCGAAAUCCUGACUGGAGCAUCACUAUCAAUAAUUCUACAUGAUAAAAAGAGGCUUUAGAAAGAUGAGCAUCAGUGAUCGUAUCGGCAGAGACUGCUUCCUGUGAUCGACGAUAGACGAAUCCUGAUCGGGGCACCCACCCUUAGUAAUAACGAAUGAGUUGCACUAAAAUGCAAGACAACAAGACGUUUCUGUCUAUGAUCAGCAAUGUGCUCAACACAGACGGUUUCUACUUCUGCACGGACUAUGACCUGAGCCACACACAGCAGCGCCUGUCCAACACCAGCCCGGACUUCCAGGAGAUGAGUCUGCUUGAGAGGGCAGACCAGAGAUUCAUGUGGAAUGGAAACCUUUUAAGAGAAAUAAUCGCACAACCAGAGCUCCACAAAUUUGCCUUUCCUGUCAUCCACGGAUUUAUUGUGAUGAAGCCGUGCUGCAUCAAUGGGAAGGUGUUUGAGUGGAUCCUCAUCUCUAGACGGAGCUGUUUCAGAGCUGGAGUCCGAUAUUAUGUCAGAGGCAUUGACUCUGAAGGACAUGCUGCUAACUUUGUUGAGACAGAACAGAUAGUCCAGUACAAUAAUUCCCAGGCCUCCUUUGUGCAGACUCGAGGCUCCAUGCCUUUUUUCUGGUCUCAAAGACCUAAUCUGAGGUACAAGCCCAAGCCUCAGAUAAGCACUGACACCAAUCACAUGGAUGGAUUCAGGAGGCAUUUUGAGUCGCAGGUUCUUAUUUAUGGCAAACAAGUGGUUCUAAAUUUGGUGAAUCAGAAAGGAUCUGAACUGCCCCUUGAACAGGCCUUCGCCAAAAUGGUCAACGGCAUGGAGAACGGACUCAUCAAGUACAUAGCCUUUGACUUUCACAAAGAAUGCAGUAAGAUGAGAUGGCAUCGCCUCCAGAUUCUCGUUGAUGCCGUUUCUGACAUGCAAGAGGAGUUUGGGUAUUUCAUGGUGAGCUCAGACGGGAAGGUGACGUCCGAGCAGUCUGGAACCUUCCGCAGUAACUGUAUGGACUGUCUGGACCGCACCAACGUCAUUCAGAGCCUGCUGGCCAGACGCUCCCUACAGAGCCAGCUACAGAGGAUGGGGGUCCUCCACGUAGGCCAGAAAAUUGAGGAGCAGGCUGAUUUUGAGAAGAUUUAUAAGAACGCGUGGGCAGACAAUGCCAAUGCUUGUGCUAAACAGUACGCAGGAACCGGAGCAUUGAAAACCGACUUCACCAGAACCGGGAAGAGGACUCACUGGGGCUUGGUAAUGGACGGCUGGAACUCAAUGAUCCGUUACUACAAGAACAAUUUCUCAGACGGGUUUAGACAAGACUCCAUCGAUCUCUUCCUUGGAAACUAUACAGUGGAUGAAACCGAAAGCUUGACACCUCUGCAUGUGCAGAAGGACUACAAGUUCCUCUUGCUUCCUGUUAUUAUGGUGGUGGCCUUCUCCAUGUGCAUCAUCUGUCUCCUAAUGGCAGGGGACACUUGGACCGAGACGCUGGCGUACUUGUUAUUCUGGGGCAUGGCCAGUGCUCUUACGGCCGCUGUCAUCGUGGUCAACGGACGGGAGUUUGUAGACGCACCAAAACUGGUCCAAAAAGAGAAGAUGGACUGAAUAUCGAGACCUCCUUCCUUCAGCUCUCUCGGUUUCCUCUUUAUUUCCCUCCAAUACUCUCCACACUGUCCUUAAACUCCUUCAGCAGAGCAAAUCUCCUGUUUCCUGCUCCUAUAGAUGGAGCCUCUUUGUGUUAUCAUAUAAUUUCACAUCAGUUACUGUCUGCACUACAAAUUACCUUUGAAUCAUGGGACAAACUUCAUGAAAUUUCCUUAACAAUAGUACUUGCAUCAGUUUAGAAUUAUGCAUGGGUUCCACAACAUCUCCAGCUUGUAAGUGCAUGUGGACAUUGCAUCGUACUUCAAAGGUUUCUGUGUUGUUACUGUCCGGCGAUCGAUUUAAAUUGACCCAUUGUGAAAUUGGAGUUAUUGUUGUGUCUCUAGAGCUCCUGCUUUAUGAUAUUGGACACCAGAUGUGUGUCCAUGUCCCGGUCUAUGGGUUGACAGAUCAAUGAAGGUCUAUUGUAUUUAGAUUGUUACACAAGGGAACAUUACAUGAGGCAUUGGUGGCUCAGUCCUGGGUUAUUACCAUAUCUGUCCCAAAAUCAGCCUUACGUUUUAUUUUCAGUUCUUCUUUGCAGUGACAGUUUGGGUUUUAAUAUCUUUUUUUUUUUUUUUUUCUGCCAGUAUAUUUAUGGGUUUGUGUCUCUCAUAAAUGAUAAAACUAGACAGCUGUGGGACGCACUGGGGGAAAAAGAGGUAUUAAGCACUUUCUUUAUGAGUUUACUCAAACAUGUGAACAGCACUUUCCAGUGUAACUUCUGAAUGUCUCUUCGAGGACCAAUGAACACUAACAGAUAUGGCACACAUAAAGUCGCUCUUUGACUUCACUUCUCUUCAGCGUUACCAAUUCAGUGGCAGUUUAUUAGAAGGAAAUAGAUUUCUAUCAGAAUACCGGUUGAAUUUCAUCACACUUUUAAUUGAAUUCACUUAAACUAUACUGACAGUUGAGAAGGCAUGCGCUUUUAACUCAAUUAUUUAGAAAAGUGUCUUUCAUGAACCUCAUAUUGCAGAAAAAAUGUCAGUUUUAUUUAUGUUCACUUGCAUGAUGGUGCAUUUCAAAAUGCCUUACCUUUAACCCAACCAUUUCUUUUCAUUUUGACAAAUUUAGACUCAUUUAGCAAGGUGUUUUUUGGGGGAUUAGGACUGCACACUGAUAAAUGAAUUGCUUACAGGUCACGUCUUCCUUUUGAACUCAAUACAGCCUUUACAAAUGAAUGCUCAUCGGUUUGGUUUAAUGGUGACAAAGAAUGUAGAUUUCGAUACCUUUAUAUGUGUGUUUUGAUGUCAUCUGCAAAUGAUAAUGCAAGCUACAGAGUCAUAUUGGACACGUCUCAACAGGGGAUUGCAAAUGACAGUUUCUUCAUAUUCAUAUGGGUAUCGUAUUUCAGAGAUAUUUUUGUGUGCAAGAGUCAAGAUUAAAAUAGCUGGAUGGAAACACAACAUUGAUAAUUAAAUCCUAUGUGUUUGAUGUUUACCUGUAUAAAUCUGAUGUGUAAACUGUACAUUGGAAAGAAAUUAGAAUAUAUAUACAUAUAUAUGAGUGUGUCUUUGUAAUCAUGUACUGUACUAUACAGUGUAGUUUACAACAACAUAGAUUUAGAGUUAUUGAUCAAUCAAAGUGAUGUUACUGAUCACAUUCUUCCAUCACAUGGCUUGAUGAAUAUGGCUUUCAUUACUAGAUUAUAAACCGUUCGAUCAUUGUAUUUCCAGGGGUUUGUGUUAAAUGACAUGUUAUCAAUAUUAAUUGUGUUUUUGGAAUUGAUCCUGAUCCUGUAUUCAGUAUUUGCCCAUGAUUUCAAGGGAAUGGUUUGUGAGACAUCAGUUGUCUUUAGUAGUCUUAUCAGUCUCAAACAUCUACAGUUCUAAUGAAAACCACACUAGGCUAAUUUAGGUUUUUGAACAUAGAGGUGUCAUCUCAUCCCUUUUAAAAGACUUCUCAACCACUGUAUCUAAUGGUUUCUUGAUGAAAUCGUGUUUAAUAAAUUCUAUCAAUAAAA